Aspergillus nidulans FGSC A4 is the source of this 1014-nucleotide messenger RNA. RefSeq lists its product as uncharacterized. Gene Ontology annotation, biological process: carbohydrate metabolic process. The record is from RefSeq and is a predicted model, not a curated record. Lineage: Eukaryota; Fungi; Ascomycota; Eurotiomycetes; Eurotiales; Aspergillaceae. The transcript has 2 exons. Gene Ontology annotation, molecular function: hydrolase activity, acting on carbon-nitrogen (but not peptide) bonds. Bases 1 to 1014 code for a protein of 337 amino acids.
AUGCCUGAAGCCUACGCUAGCCAUCCUGACUACGGCUACGCCCGCGACUUUAAGGGCUACGGCGAGUCCGGCCUGAAAAUCACCUGGCCCAACAAUGCCAAAAUCGCCGUCUCGUUUGUGAUCAAUUAUGAAGAGGGCGGCGAACGGUCCGUCCUGGAAGGCGACGGCGUCUCCGAAUCAAAUCUGCGUGAGAACCCAACAGGACCCCAGAGCAUAAAUGAGCGGAAUUACAACGCCGAGUCAGAAUACGAGUACGGUAGUCGCGCGGGUUGGUGGCGGCUCUUCCGACUGUUCCAAAAACACGGCAUGAAGUUCACGCUCUAUGCCGUUGCGCGCGCGCUAGAGCAUAAUCCAGAUGUGGCAAAGCGCUGUGUGGAAGAGGGGCACGAUAUUGCGUCGCACGCUUACCGCUGGGUCAAUUAUCAUGAUUUCAGUAUCGAGAAGGAAAAGGACUACAUCCGCAAGGCUGUCACGUCUCUAAAAUCUCUUACAGGAUACGCACCCAAGGGGUGGUACUACGGGCGACCUAGCCCGCAUUCGCGGACCCUAGUUCCACAGGUUUACGAGGAGAUGGGCGAAGAGCUUCUCUGGGCGAGCGAUACCUACGCCGACGAUGUCCCUUACUGGAUUGAUUUGCCCACUGAGCGGGAUCUCCCUGCUGACCGCGCGAAAGGGUGCCUGAUGAUUCCCUACAGCUACGACUGCAACGACUUCAAGUUCCAUGUUCCGGGUUCCGGCUUCAGGGAUCCAGAUGGAUUCCUGACGCACUUGAAAAACGCAUUUGAUGUGCUUUAUGAGGAAGGAGAGGAAGGCAGUCCGAAGAUGAUGACGAUUGGAUUGCACUGUAGGAUUAUUGGACGCCCAGGGCGGUUCAAGGCGCUGAAGGAGUUUGUUGAGUAUAUUGCUGCGAAGGAGGGAGUUUGGGUUGCAACCAGAACAGAGAUUGCAGAGGUUUUUAGGGAGACGUUUCCGUAUAAGAAGGGGGUGUUGGCCGAGGCGACAAUUUAUGAGUGA